GAAAUUUUUUUGUGAAAUGAAAACAUAAAAAAAUAAUAAAAAGGAAAAUCUAAUCAAAUUGUAAAAAUAUAUAUAACAUUGUAAUACUAACAUUAAUGAAAAAAGACCUAAAUUUAUAAAUUCUACAGAGUAAUUAUAAACACACACCUUUAUAUACUAUUCAUUAUAUGUUUUACGUUUAUUCUGUUAAAAAUAGUUUGUUACAUAAAACGACAUAAUUAAAAUAAGAAUUCAAAAUCGGAAAUUACGAUUUUUCUUUGACUGACAGUUUGUUACAUAAAACGACAUAAUAAAAACUAAAGUUAAUUUAUAUAACCGUCAAUAAAAAAUGUAACCGUGAUUUUUAUUAAUGUAGAGAUAAUGGUUUUACUAAACAUUUUAGGAGGGCAUUAAAUUUUAAUUAAUUUGAUUUUUAAAGUUCAAGUAAAAAAAAUGUGAAAACACAUAAUAUUUGACACAUGGGAGUAAUCAUCAUUACGGUUAGUUAAGAUUCAAUAAUUACAAACUCUUGACCAAGGCUCACACAUGAACAAUGCAUGAAUGCGAAACUGUGUAUUUAAGGCACUAAAGGAGUACUUAAUAGUAUAUAAACUCAAGUGGGAACCAUCAGAUUCCUCGUACUUGUAAGAAUAAUGUAUUUCCCAGCUUCCGCAAACGCCGGAAACACACCACCAAAAUGCAACAAACCGACUCUUUCGUCCCUUCCACUGCCAGAUGAUAUCUCAGUGAUUUGCUUAGCGUACGUUCCAAGAUGUGACCACCCUUCACUCUCUGAAGUCUGCAAGACUUUCAACCAAAUCAUCGCUGCUUCCUCGGAGCUUAACCGCGUACGUUCACUCCAUAAAAGCACCGAGAACGUUCUUUACCUUGCCUUGAGAUUCAGUCGCGACCAAAAACCUAUUUGGUACACUCUCAAUCAAAAACCCUCCAAAGAAGAGUCUAACUCUUUGAACCAUAAGUUGGUUCCGUAUCCUUCUUUCCCUUGUCUGCCUUGUUGGGGGUCUAAUGUUAUUGUCAUCGGUCAAGAGAUGUACGUUCUCGGUGGAUGCAUCGACGGUGAGUUAACCACUAACGCUUUUGCUAUUGAUUGUAUAACUCGCACGUGUCGGUCUCUUCCUAGCAUGCGUGUUGCUCGUGGCUGCGCUGCUUUUGGUGUUGUGGAUGAGAAGAUUUAUGUCCUCGGAGGAUGUAACAAGAAGAAGUCGUCGAAAGAUUGGCUUGAGGUUUUCGACCUCAAGAAUCAAACUUGGGAAAGCUUUCCAGGUGUGUGCAACAAAAAUUUGCACGAGAUAACGCUCAAUAGUUUUGUGAUGAACGAGAAAAUUUACAUAAUGGAUCGUGAAAGAAGUUUUGUGUAUGAUCCGAAGAAAAAUAAAUGGGAGAGGCAAAGCUCGUUGAACAGUGAAUGGGUAGUUGGUUCGUGCGUUAUUGACUACAUGUUGUACACUUUCGGAUUUGAGAAAGGAAUUAGCGUGUACGAUCCGAAAGCUAGGACAUGGAGAAUACUGAAAGGUGUUGGUGAGGAUCUACCUGACAUGCGUGGUAUUCAAGGAGGGUCUAGAAUGGCGAACCAUGGAGGGAAACUAGUGAUUUUGUUUAAGCGUAAUGAAAGGGGGGAAACGAAGAUCUGGUGUACAGAGAUUGCGUUGGAGAGGCGAGGACAAGGAGAGCAUUGGGGGAAGGUUUUGUGGUCUAAUAUUGUAGCUAGUUUUAAAAACUCCCCCACCAUUGUUCAGUGUCUAGAUGUCAUCAUAUGAUUUAAUCAUGUAUGCUUUCCUAGUUGAGUAUGCUCGACUUUGUGUUUUAUCUCAUACCCUUUCUCUAAUGAAUUCGACUCUUUUGAUUUUCUACUUUCAACCCACAAUCAUUUUUAACUACAGUAACAAAACUAAAUGGAUCCAACCGUUGAAAGCCCAAGACUGGUUACCUCCCAUGUUCGAACACCACUAAAAAUUUAAGCACAGUUUCUGGAUCAGUUGACUUCCUGGAUUUGGACUUAGUGGAUAGGAUGUUUCAUAUGAUAGAAGGUAUCCAACUAACCAUUUUAUCCCAAGACUAUCUGGACAUAACUCCUUAAAUACAUAUACCUCCAUUAUCAACAAAAAAAAAACUGUUGGUCUACAAACUAUCCUUAAUUUUUUUUUCUUUGGUUACUCUACAACUUUGCUCUUUAGGCCGGAUGUGAUUAAUCCAAUCCACAUCUUCCAAAAAGCCGUGGGACGCACACGGGUCUAAUAACCAUUAAAGUAAUAUGAAAAAUAAGAAAGAAAAGAACGAAGAAAAAUAAAAUAAGAGGAAAAACUAUUCUUCUCUUAAUUUGACAAAGAAUAAUUGUACUCUAUUAUUUCUUAAAUGUUAAGGAAUGUAAAAAAAUCAUAGGUAACAAAUAUUCUUUAUAAAUAGUGUAAAUUGUAAAGAAUGAUAAUUCAUUCAUUUGGUCACUAUUUAGAACCUAUAAUUUAAGUUAUUCGUUGGAAACCGUUUCUAUAAUAUAUUACCAUAUCUGGAGGUUAACUAAUUUAAAACUUCAACAAAAGAAUAAUUUAAUAUAACUAUAAAUAUUCUCUCUAUUUUUUUAUGUUUGACCUUGAAUUUGGUUUUGUUUCCUAGUUCAAUUUAUUACCUUUAUACUGAAUGGAAAAUUAUAAAUAGAAUACUUCAGAUUGAAGGCAUUUCCUAAUUAGAAAAACGCUUUCACCUCUCUUUUCUUCUCCGAUUUGAUUAUGGCGCAAUCUAACCGGCGUCGGUGGGCUUCCUCAGCCAUGACGUCGGUCGGAUCUUUUGUUCCAACAUUUCUCUCCGGUUCGGUGUAAUCCGAUCGGCUCUGCCUCCAGCGUCGCAUCCUUGGUGGUUGUCUAGCUUUUGUCUCUGGCGUCCUGGCCUUCUUAUCCGGCGACAGGCGGUCGGCCCGCGUUACACCGCGUUACACCUCCUUAGGUGAAGACGGCGGAUUUGUGUAGCUAGAAUCCGACUAUAAUUGAUUUUCUCAGGUUUUUCGUUUGGCGGAAAGCUUUGGUUUUUUGGGUGUGGAAUUGUGGAUUGAAGAAUCUGGAUGAGAUCUCGAAUUGGUUCGAUGGAUGCUCUCCGGUGAUAAGGAAUUAGGUGAUGAAGGUGGUUUGGCUUCAAUCUGGUGGAGUAUGAGAUUGUGAAAUUGUUUCCGGUCAAGUUCCGGUGGUUACCGUGUUUGUCCUGCGACGAUUUCCAAUUUGGUGAAGGCGGUGGAGUCUCGUGUUUGCUCUCACGCGCUUGAACACGUGGGGGAGACGUGUUUCCGUCUUUUUCCCUCUGAUGUGGGAUGUACUUGGACUUUUGGUGGGUUUUUGUUUGGUUUGGUUUAUGUUGUGCGCAUAAUUGCUUUUGUCUUUUGACCUGUGUGGUGGGUUUUUUUAUGCAUUUUUGUAAAAUACUUUGGUAAAUAAAUAAUAUUAGAUAGCAAAAAAAAAAGCAUUUCCUAAUUAUUUUGAAUCUAUGUUAUUUAAAUUAAAAGUUAAAUGUGUUGUUUUUGUCUUUGAAAAAAGUUAAAAGUUAAAGGUUAUGUAUGGUGGGUUUAUAGUCCAAUCGGAGCCGGUAAGCUCAAAAGCUUGUUCCGGUUAUCUUUCGGCUUUUCGAUUAAAAAAAUAAUUACUUAAUAUUAAUUUAAUUAGUCAGUAAACCAUUGUUAUAAUCAUUAGGGCAUCCGCAUUGGUGAACCCCCUCUUGGGGUUCAUAAGGUUUUUUUAUUAUUUUUUUGGUGGGACCAUAAAUAGUUGUAAACCUCUAUCGAUUGUGUUCCUGCAUUGGUGAACCUGCAGAAGGGGUUCAUAGAAAUAAAAUAAUAUUAUAUA
Molecule: messenger RNA, 3824 nt
Organism: Brassica napus (rape)
Lineage: Eukaryota; Viridiplantae; Streptophyta; Magnoliopsida; Brassicales; Brassicaceae
Product: putative F-box/kelch-repeat protein At3g27910
Exons: 2
Coding region: 633-1757 (374 amino acids)
Molecular function (GO): protein binding
Source: RefSeq, a predicted model, not a curated record